Molecule: messenger RNA, 1708 nt
Organism: Daktulosphaira vitifoliae (grape phylloxera)
Lineage: Eukaryota; Metazoa; Arthropoda; Insecta; Hemiptera; Phylloxeridae
Product: flap endonuclease GEN-like
Exons: 7
Coding region: 203-1609 (468 amino acids)
Molecular function (GO): four-way junction DNA binding; 5'-flap endonuclease activity
Source: RefSeq, a predicted model, not a curated record
AUUGGAUUUAGAUCUAUGGUUCAUUAUGAAUCCACCUUGUUGAUAAUUUUAUCUCUUAUCAUUUUACCAAAAAGUCGUUUAAUUUGAACUUUAAUAUUUUUUUAAAUUUAUCUUUAUGACUUAAGUUUUAAUUAAAUUGUUUUUUCCAAUUAACCAAACUUUUAUAAAACUAUCUAUGUGAAUAUAUAUAUGUAAUUUUGAUAUGGGUGUGAAAAAUCUUUGGUCAACUUUAUCUCCUGUAUCAGAAAAAAUACCUCUUUGGGAACUACAAGGAAAAAUAGUAGCAAUCGACCUAAGUGGUUGGGUAUGUGACAGCGAAAAUUUUAGCCAUCAAAGUAAUCAGAAAAAUAUGUAUCUUAGAAACCUAUUUUUCCGUACUAGUAGUUUAUUAUUAGUUGGUGCUACUCCUGUAUUUAUUUUUGAUGGAGUUGCACCAGAAUUAAAAUACAAUGUUAUGAAUAAACGCUUAAAUGACAAAAAAAAUGUUCCUAAAAAAAAUAUGAUUCGAAGCAGACUAAAUUCUUUACAAAAACAAUGUGAGUUAUUAUUUAAAAUUAUGGGAGUCACUAGUAUUUACAGUCCAGGUGAAGCUGAGAAAUUGUGUGCUGUGCUUAAUAAGAAUGGAAUUGUAAAUGGAGUUAUUACACAAGAUAGUGAUUGUUUUCUUUAUGGUGCUCGUAUUGUAUACAGAAAUUUUGUUGCAACUGGAUCAGGCUCUAUUGAUGUUUACCAAAUGGAAGUUAUUGAAGAUAAACUAAAAAUGGGUAGAAAUAAAAUGAUUGCUAUGUCAUUACUUUGUGGUUGUGAUUAUGAUGACAAAGGAGUAAAUGGUGUGGGUAAAGAAACUGCUUUUAAAUUUCUCCAACCAUUAGAAGAUUCUUUAGUUUUAGAUCGAUUAAGGUACUGGCGUAAUGAUAUUGUAUUAAAUGCAGUUGAAAGAGAUAUCAAAUCUCAGUCAGAUGAUAUAAAACUAGAAAUUAAAAUUAGAAGCAAGGCUUUGAAAAAUGAAAACUUUCCCUCUGAAGAUGUAAUUGAAGAAUUUUUAAAUACUCCUCGAUGUCCUGAUGUUGAUCCCAAAUGGGUUUUACCAGAUAUUAACACAUUUAUUACUUUUGCUGCAACUAAACUUUGUUGGGAUGAAGAUUAUGCCAUUGGUAAAUUUUUACCCUUACUUACAAGGUGGCAUUUACUAAAUGAUGAUAAUAAUCAAUCAGGAGUAAUAAUAUCUGAGAUAAUUAAAAAAAGGAUAAAUAAAGGGAUAAGUUGUUUUGAAAUUAAAUGGAAAAAUUAUGAACUUACUACUAUUGAACCACAAGAGGUUGUAAAAAUACGAUACCCAAAUGAAGUAUUAGCUUAUGUUGAAAGCAACACUAAACCUACAAAACAAACUAGGAAAAAAAAUAACAUUGAAGAUGGAGCUAGUUGCAGUGAACUUACUAGUAAAAUAUUUUCACUAAAUAUUUCUACCAAAAAUAAAAAUUCAAAAGGUCCACUAGAUCAAUUCAUAAUAAAAAAUAUGAGUGAAAAUGAUACACUGACAUUAUCAGAUUUUGAAAAUGAUUCAACUGACUUAGAUCUUUCUGAAAUUAUUAAUAAAAUAACCUUGUAAUAUUUUUAUGGAUAUUCUUUAUACUUGUUGAAGUUUUUAACUGUAUUUUAUGGUUAUUAAAUUUUUUAAUUAAUUAAUUAUAUUUCAUUUUUUUCUUUA